AUGGAAGGUUACUUUCUUCACAUAGCCAGUAAGCUCGAGGAACUUAGAGUAAGGCCUGGUACCGGGAAAUUCAACCUUUUGACCGAGUUGAAGAGUUGGGAUUUAUGGCGAGGAGUUAUAGCAGAGCUUAUAGCAACAGCGUUGUUCGUGUUAAUUGGAUCGAUGUCAGCAAUGGACAUUAAUCAAACGGACGAAGGAGAUAAAAAUGCAAAAUUUAUUCGGUGUAAAACAGGCACCAAAACAGAAUUCGAUGUCAUUGAGUUUGUCGGCGUUACGUCGCGGUCUUUGGCAAAUCACGCAAUAGAGAAAUUACAGUGUAAAUGUUCUAGGGAGUUCACCCCUUCAAGGCUACAUAACAACCUUGCCGUUACCACAAUCAACCCAGAACUUAAUGUUGGACAGGGACUUGGCUGUGAAAUCAUAUUUACUUUUAUUCUCGUAAUGUCUAUAAUGGGAUGUACGGAUAUGAACAGACCAUUGUUUGGAAGCCCGGCGAUUGGAAUCGGGUUCACCGUUGCGGUUGUCCAUUUAGCUGCGAUUCCAUUCACUGCAGCAAGUAUGAACCCUGCCAGGUCCCUAGGCUCAGCUGUCAUCUCCAAAAAUUUCACGGACCUUUGGGUAUACUGGGUUGGACCUAUUGCCGGUGGUAUAGUAGCCGCCGUAGUUUACAAGUUUGUUUUUAACCCCUAUCGCAAACAUGUGUCUUACAAAUGGGCGGCAAAAGAACUAAUGAACGAUACAGAAAUGAUUGUCAUCCCGAGGGACUACUUUUCUGCAGGACAGAAAACUGACAAAUCUAACGGCAAUGUCUUGGCAAAUAAUGUGGUUUCUUGUUCGCAUGAUUUGUAG
This is a messenger RNA of Ruditapes philippinarum (Manila clam), 849 nucleotides long. RefSeq names its product aquaporin FA-CHIP-like. NCBI's taxonomy places the organism in Eukaryota, Metazoa, Mollusca, Bivalvia, Venerida, Veneridae. The transcript is spliced from 6 exons. Bases 1 to 849 code for a protein of 282 amino acids. Gene Ontology annotation, molecular function: water channel activity. The record is from RefSeq and is a predicted model, not a curated record. Gene Ontology annotation, biological process: transmembrane transport. Gene Ontology annotation, cellular component: plasma membrane.